UAAUGCUCGGGCCGGGAUUCAACAGUCUCCCAUUUACUACCACCAAAAUCAGUUGCGUUUCGUUCGUGCUAUUCACUUACACCGCCGGGGAGUUACUAUUGUUUUGUACGCAUUUUGGUACAAUAGUUUCUUCGAAGCAAAAUUAACAAUUCUUCAAAUCCUUACCAUAUGGUGGCGCAGGCAACGAUCGCGAACGUAAUUACACAUAAGAAAGGGCGUAAAUGGUGGAAGAGUAUUACUUAAUCGGUAUGUCCUUCUCUUCCUCCUUUUCCACCCCCUCGCCGCUUCCCUUCGGGCGCGCCACAACUUGACCAGCAGCAUCGUGCAAUGCAUCCACCCCUCCACUGUAAUGCAAACCGGAACACUUCCACCUCGGGAGGAACAAGAGCCAACCAUGGCACUACAGGGAGUACUGCCUGAUGGGGUGGGGUAUAUGCCACUGCUCAGCUGGAGACGUAGCGAACUGAACUGAACCUCCCUCCCCCAUUUUACCGUGAAACGGCACUGGUUCGGUUUCGGAGCGGAUUACCUGCGUUUGUUUUAUGGUUUAUCGUUCAGUUAACGUCGAGUGGUCCGUCAGUGAUGUACUGUAGCUAGGUGACGAUCCGGCGCGGUGUCGUAUCUCAUCAGACGGAGACCCAGUGUACCGAGAAGUGCGAAAACAUCUCCUUUCGCGGAAUCAGUUAGUUGCUCCGGUUCGAAGAAAGUGUGACCUUAAAUAAAUGGAGAUCAAAGAAUAGUGUAUCGUGAAAGAUCAACUCGCCGAUCCGCGAUUCGCGACCCGCCAGAAGAAACUAACGAUCCGAUCCUCGUGCGACCGAAUCCCGCAAUUCCAUUCCUUAGUCGUGUUUCACGACUUUAGUGCGUGUGAGUGAGUGUGUGUGUGUGCGCGUCUGUGAGUGUGUGAGUGAUUGUGGUGUCGCGCGUACAAGGGCCGUGUGCGUGUAUCCUUUGGCGGGUUGUGUCUGUGCGCGUGUGUGUGUGUUCACGAAUGAGGUAAAAUGUUAGGACCCACCAAAUGGAGACUCCUAACAAUCGUUGCCGGUAUACUGUUAGCCCACGCGAUCGAAUCACCGACCAGUAAGAGCAACAAGCUAAACGCACAGGUACGCUCCUUCACCAAUCCCGAGCUGGGGCUGCGCAUCGAACAGAUCAGUCCGUGGAGUACGGGACGGAACCUGCCGGCACGGAACCUGCUCGUUCCACAUCAGCUGUUUUCGCGCGUGGACAACAUCCGGUACAUCGAUAGCCGGACACCGAACAGUCGCCAUCUGCAGAGUACGUUUGGGGCGUUUCGGUUAGCGGAUGGUUUGCAACAGCCACAGAAUGGCGCCGGCAUACAGCGGCGCCGUUCGAAAGCCUUCCAGAUGCGACGGUCGGAUGAAGUGGCCGCUGAUACGGGGUUGGCUCUAGAACAGCAGCCAGUUACAUCGGUAUUGCCUUCACCAGAACAAGAACCCAUCUAUCAGAACGUGAGUCGUGCACAGCGUCAACAUCGGUACAAGAUCAUCCCGAUCAGCUAUUUCUACCGAGAGGAGGCACAACCAAUACCAUCCCAGUUGAAGCCUGUUGGUCCAAGUCGACCACCGAAGGACACCGAUAACGAUGAACCGGAGGUUCCAGAUACGACUUCCAAACAGAGUCAGGACCAAGAUCAUGCCCAGGAAGGUGAUGAAUAUGCACGAUCCGAUACGCCCGUGAUUGGUGCUCGGCGAUCUGGUAUUCAGUUCCCGGGACCACUAAAAGCAGCAACGGGAUUUACUCCCCAAGGAUACAGUGAGGAGAGUCUUACACUAGGCGACAAUUUGGGUCUGUUCCAGCAACCGGUCAGUACCGCCGACGACUAUGGAUCGGUAGAUGGCGAAACCGGACAUGACGGUCGUGGUCCGGAUGAGUUCUCGCGUAGUCUUUACGCUAACCGUUACUUCCGGGACUUUAACCGACCAACACCGAUUGAUUUACGUCCAGCAGAGUCACUGCCACGGCCAAGUCGUCUGAUCGAGUUCCCGGGCAAUGUAAAUGUCAAGCAACCGUUUCGAGACGAUGUCACAAAGUUCGGUGAUGUUUCGGGCCCCGUAACGGCCAUCCAGCGCCCGUUCGGUGACUUUGGCGAAGGCAAGAACUUCCGCACGUUUGAUCCAACUUAUUACACCGAUAGCCCUUAUCAGCCUAACCGGGCUCCACCUUACUUCCCGGCCAAGCUGUACACCGAGCCAAACCAGAAGAUCUACCAACCCUUGUGGAAGACCCGCUCUCCACGUGUCGUCUUUCCUCAGGGUGAUCUCGCUUCCGGUCCAUCCGGAUUCGGUGUAGAUAAUGUCGUCUUUCGGGACCAGAACUUCGGGUUGAACGAGCUGGCCGCUAUUCAGGAUGUGCGGAACGAGUUCAACCAGGACGACAUCAACGAUGAACCGGCGACGACCAGCAAAGAUCGUGUCGGUGGUGAAGGUGGUAACAAUCGCGGUGUCAGAAGCGAACUACAGUGCCAGCACGAGGGCGGAACGUGCGAGUUCUUCCUGCUCUGCUGGAUGUCCGGCGGUUUGCUGCAGGGAACGUGCGGCGGAAUGCUGAAGGGUUGCUGCCAUCGGACGGCCAAAUCGGCCAACAUCGGCAUCGAUGCGAGCACUGCCGUCGACCUAACGAACGUACCCGCCCUCGAGUACGGUCCGGUGCAGAAUGAUCCCAGUUGCGGAAUAUCGUUAGCAAAGCAGACAGCCCAGCGGCGGAUCGUCGGUGGAGAUGAUGCUGGAUUCGGCUCCUUCCCGUGGCAAGCGUACAUCCGGAUAGGUUCCUCGAGGUCUAUGCUUUCCAGAUGUGGUGGUUCGCUGAUUUCGCGCCGUCACGUGGUGACCGCGGGCCACUGCGUUGCGCGAGCGACCCCACGGCAGGUGCACGUGACCCUCGGCGACUACGUGAUCAACUCGGCGGUCGAACCCCUGCCGGCCUACACCUUCGGCGUGCGGACGAUCAACGUGCAUCCGUACUUUAAGUUCACACCCCAGGCCGAUCGGUUCGAUGUGGCCGUACUGACGCUGGAGCGGACGGUGCACUUUAUGCCCCAUAUCGCCCCCAUCUGUUUGCCGGAGAAGAAUGAAGAUUUCCUCGGAAAGUUCGGUUGGGCGGCUGGAUGGGGUGCGCUCAAUCCCGGUUCGCGGCUGAGACCCAAAACGCUACAGGCGGUCGACGUCCCGGUGCUUGAUAAUCGGGUUUGCGAACGAUGGCAUCGCUCGAAUGGCAUCAACGUUGUCAUCUACCCGGAGAUGCUGUGCGCUGGGUAUCGAGGUGGUGGUAAAGACUCCUGCCAGGGUGACUCCGGUGGACCGUUGAUGCACGAGAAGACUGGCCGAUGGUAUUUGAUCGGCAUCGUAUCCGCGGGCUAUUCCUGUGCCACCAGAGGUCAACCGGGUAUCUACCAUCGGGUUGCUAACACGGUCGAUUGGAUAUCGCACAUUACACAAAUUUCCACGUAAACCUCCCGGAACAUCCUGCUUCGUGGCUUACUGCAGUACAACACCGUUCCGCAACCUUUAAGUGCUUCCAAGUCACACGACGUAACUCUUUCAUGGGUGCGCGAGAACAGCUUUUGUGGAGGAAGUUCGGACACAAUUGGAAGUAGAGGAAAGAAUUGUCCUUUAGCUUCCUUAACUCCAACUAGUGUCCGAUUUCCAAUGGAAUCCCAUAGUACAUGCAUGUCUAAAGCUUCGUAGCGGUUGAUGCAAACAAAAGGAUGCCCGACUAUCAGCCGCUGGUGGGAUUAAUUUAUGAAACACAUAUUUAUUAUACUGCCUUCGGUCUCCAAGACUCGUUCAUUUGCCCGUUAAAUGUGACAAUUUCAAAUUAGCUAAAGCGGAUCGCAAGUCAGCAGUAGUAAAAGUACAGAGGCAGUCAGAGGAAGAAAAAAGUACCAUAAAAUAUACAAAAAAACGACGCCACCAACGCACACAACCACGCGCACGCAGUGAAAAUGUGAUAUGUAAAAAGUGACUUUAUUCGCUUAAAAAACGCAUCCAGAUGGGAAGAAAAUGCAAUGAAUGGACGGCGAGUGAUCGAGAGAAACGCUUCCAGAGGGCUUUUAGAUGGAUGCAACAAGUGAUGCCACCAGCUGGAGCAAACAGAAGAGAACCAGUGUAAAAACAAAACAAAAAAAAAACGAACAGUGAACUAUUCGCACCAAAACUACGAUUGCGAUGUGUGGACACAGUACUAUUCGGUUUUAAGCUUACCGGUCGUAUGGUGUACUAUCGCAUACGCUAAUUACACGUUUCUGUGAAACUGUACAAUUAGCACGGUACACAACCAUAAAUGUUAGCAAGAAAGACAACACGAAACGACAACAGACGUUGAAUAGCGCAAAACGCUACUGGAUGCAAUGUGCGCACGUUAUAUAGAGAUAUAACCAAGAUAUAUAUAUGUGUAUAAUCCCGCCGCGUUGUGAAUACCAUUUUUUCCACGCCCCAGCUGUGCGUUAAACGAUGCGUAUUGUAAAUAUUAUUUUUAUUCCGCCGCCAGUACUGUACUGGAAAAUUGGACGAAAAACAAACGUGAGUAAAGCAUCACACACGUGGCGUUACAAGACAAACAAAAAAAAGAGAAAGAGGGGUCUACAUAUUAAGAGAAAGGAGCUUCAGCUACAGAAAGAAAUAAAAAAAAAAAACAUCCAGCACAGGGCAUCAAAAAUCUUUAAUGUGCAGCGUUCAGCGAAAAUUAGCAUAAGGUAAUAGGACGAAAGUUUCGUUUUAUGUUUCAACCGCAAGAACAAGAACGUUGCGGACAGUGCGAACGCGCUAAGGGAUGUUUUAUGCAAAAGCUUAUGUUACCACGUGAAAAAUAAGUCACUAUAAGAUGUGCUGUGUGCGUAUGAAAGUUGAGCUCAACUUCGUUUUUUUUUUCGCCCAUUUUUAUCAACUACCAUUCACCAUCACCACCUGAAACCACACAUCUAGCGCCUACACGUGUUCUGGUACAGAUGUUAAUGAUGUUUUUUUUUCUUCGUGUGUAGGAAUAUUUGUAAAUUUAUCUGUACUGUGGUGAAGAAGCAAAAUAAAAAAUCGCUUACAAAAUAUUGUGAAAAACAAAGCCGCAAAUUAGCAAAAACUGUAAGCGCUACGAAGUGUAGACCUUUUGAUGGUAAGGAUGGAGAUGUUGCGUUUAGCCGCUAGUGGACGCUAAAGGAUGUAGUAUACUUUUAAUCAACAUGAAAGCAAUAAUGUUUUGUUUUUAGAUAGCUAUUGAAAAAUGUUUUUUUUUGCUUCUCACAAAUGAAACCUCGUCAGCAUGGAACUAAAAAUAAAUACAGAAAAAGUAUCCUGACAGAAA
Molecule: messenger RNA, 5316 nt
Organism: Anopheles funestus (African malaria mosquito)
Lineage: Eukaryota; Metazoa; Arthropoda; Insecta; Diptera; Culicidae
Exons: 9
Coding region: 1002-3470 (822 amino acids)
Biological process (GO): proteolysis
Molecular function (GO): serine-type endopeptidase activity
Source: RefSeq, a predicted model, not a curated record